AAUAGAUGAUCUGAAGCAUUUAUGCACUCAUUCUGUUUUUAAUCACCAUGUCAAAUAGAUAAUUUUUUUUUUUUUUUAUCACUAAUAGACUAUAAUUUAGUAAUAUUUUCCCACAUUUGAUAAGUGUAGAAGUUUAUUGCCAUGGUAUUAAAAAAAUAAAAAAAAAAAAAAAUUAAAGAAAAAUUUAUAGCUAAUACGGAAAUUUCUGGUGACUAACAUAUAAUAUACCACAUGCUGUAUAUACACCACAAUUUUAUGGUUCAUCCCCUUUUCAUCAUUUUCCAUUAUUCCAUUUGAGCUUGGAAUUAAUUUUCUCAAGCCUAACUUUCUUUUAGUUGAAAAAUAUAUGCAACAAUUGAUAAGGACUACCAUUAACCAACAAAAAUCACAAAUAUAGCUAGCUAGAUCUCUAGGGUUUUGUCUAUAAAUACCUUGCCAUGCAUCCUUUCAUUGUUCUCAUUAAGAACUAAAUAUUCUUAUCAUCUCUCUCAUCUCUCUAUCACGCAUAGAUCCAACCUUGCAUUCUAUGGAGUCAUCAAAGAUUUGGUUUGUCUUACUUGUAUUGAUGGCCACAACCAUCACUCUCUUUGCAACACCAACUAGUGAACUAGAAUCACUUGUCCAUGUUAAGGAAGAUGAUGCUUCUUCUUACUUUCAUUUUCAUGAAAGCCAGGAACCAUCUUCUCUGAGAGGAACUGCUCGCUUUCUUGCCGGCCAGGGUCCCCGUGCCACCACCAUGACAUGCGACAAGUACCCUAGAGUUUGUGCAGCCAAGGGCAGUCCCGGCCGGGACUGCUGCAACAAGCAAUGCGUUAAUGUGAUGAGUGAUGAGCUUAACUGCGGGAAGUGUGGGAAGAAGUGCAAGUACUCGGAGUUAUGUUGCCAAGGCCAAUGUGUGAAUCCAUCUGUGGAUGAGAAGAAUUGUGGGAAGUGCAACAAGAAGUGCAAGAAAGGAAGCUCAUGCGUGUAUGGGAUGUGCAGCUACGCUUAGAAUUUAGAAAUGCUUGUUACAUCUUCUAGCAUUCACGUUAUAUAUACAUAUAUCCAUCUAUCUAUUUUAUGUGUAUGUGCGUAUAUCUGUGUGUCCAUGUCUUCAUAAUUUUAGUUAAAUUUAUUGUUAAUCCUACGGGAGUUGUGUUCACCAUUAUUACGUGAAAUAAUAAAAGCAAGUCAUCGAACGAGUUGUAUUCGA
This is a messenger RNA of Cornus florida, 1192 nucleotides long. RefSeq names its product stigma-specific STIG1-like protein 1. The record is from RefSeq and is a predicted model, not a curated record. The coding region runs from base 527 to 991 and encodes 154 amino acids. The transcript has a single exon. NCBI's taxonomy places the organism in Eukaryota, Viridiplantae, Streptophyta, Magnoliopsida, Cornales, Cornaceae.